AUGCGAUUACUCGAUACGUGGACUAUUAAGCUGCGAGAAGAGGAGGAAAGCCAUACUGUCAAGUAUGCCAUACUUUCUCACCGAUGGGAGGAGGAAGAGGUCACUUAUCAAGAUAUGCAAGGUAAUCAAGCCUUACGAUUAUUUGGGUACCAAAAGAUCGUGAGUGCAUGUGAAAAAGCACGGGAGAUGGGAUAUGACCGCAUCUGGAUUGACACGUGUUGCAUCGACAAGACAAGCAGCGUGGAACUGUCGCAGGCAAUCAACUCGAUGUUUCGAUACUAUCAAGGAGCUCAAACCUGUAUCGCUUUCUUGUCGGAUUGGGAUGCAACGUCCAAGGAAAGCUUGAGCGAGUCGAAGUGGUUCAAACGUGGGUGGACGCUCCAGGAAUUGCUAGCUCCUCAGAGAGUUAGCUUUUACGACAAGAAAUGGAAUUAUCGUGGCGAUCGGAUCAAACUCUGUAAAGAGAUUCACGCUAUAACGAGAAUUCAAACUGGGGUGUUGAAUGGUUCAACUCCGCUUGCAGAUGUGCCUGUAGCGGUACGCAUGUCGUGGGCAUCCUCUCGCGAAACCAAGUACAUCGAAGAUAUCGCAUACUGCCUACUCGGAAUCUUCGACAUCAAUAUGCCAUUGUUGUACGGAGAAGGCUCGAAAGCAUUCUUACGGUUGCAGGAGGAGAUCAUCAAGCAAAGCACGGAUAUGUCAAUCUUUGCCUGGUGUAGUGAGGUCAAGAAGCAGAAGUAUACUGGUCUCUUAGCAUCCUCUCCAAAACAAUUUGAGAGUAUGCAUACAUUGGUAGUCAAUCCGGAUGCUUCGAUUCAUUCCCGAGAGUACAACAUCACCAAUCGCGGCAUACGAUUCCACUUAUCGCUCGCUCAAGAUGAGAAAAGUGGCUGCUUCUUGCUUCCAAUCAACCAUGGAUAUGUGAAAGGAGAAAAUCUCGGCGUGUUUCUCCGGCAGGUUGGGACGAACCUAUUUGUUCGCGCUCGACCUUGCGAGAAGCUUGAGACACUACACGGCGGCGAUGUAGCGAAUAAAGAACUCACGGCUGCGGAUGGAUCUUUCCAUGUCAAGACUCUCUCGCUCGAACAGUCAGACGCAAUUGAGAAAAACGUCUUGUCCAUCCAGACUCCAGAAGAAGCCACACUAGACUACGUAGAGCCUGUAGGCAGCUGGUCGCAAUCGGAGAAAAUGCUGUAUGCUGGGCAUACUGGGGUUUUCGUCGGAUACAUGCAGUACUCGUCGGCCUGGUCAGACGCGUUCGAUAGCUUUGUUCUGGUUUGUCAUUUUGCUAAGAACCAUUGGAGUUAUGGCCUUGUACCUGGUGAUGAUUGGACGGAGAUCAAACCCCAUUUCUACGAAAUGUACAGGAACGGGGACAACUUGUUCCAACAAGAUACGGAACUCGUGCUGCCUCACUUGUGGAAGGACCGUAAUGUGAAAGUAGUGAAAGCUUCCUUCGGCGAUGGGCGCUUGCGGCUUGCGUAUUUGCAUCGUCACGACUAG
Alternaria arborescens is the source of this 1503-nucleotide messenger RNA. RefSeq lists its product as hypothetical. NCBI's taxonomy places the organism in Eukaryota, Fungi, Ascomycota, Dothideomycetes, Pleosporales, Pleosporaceae. Bases 1 to 1503 code for a protein of 500 amino acids. The transcript has a single exon. The record is from RefSeq and is a predicted model, not a curated record.